Molecule: messenger RNA, 2124 nt
Organism: Erpetoichthys calabaricus (reedfish)
Lineage: Eukaryota; Metazoa; Chordata; Cladistia; Polypteriformes; Polypteridae
Gene: wdr74
Product: WD repeat domain 74
Exons: 11
Coding region: 589-1728 (379 amino acids)
Biological process (GO): ribosomal large subunit biogenesis
Cellular component (GO): preribosome, large subunit precursor; nucleolus
Molecular function (GO): protein binding
Source: RefSeq, a predicted model, not a curated record
AUCUGACUGUCAGUUGAACCAACCGAGGAGAAAUACGAAACGUAACGAAAACAAGACAAACAUGGUACUGAAUCUGAUCUUGUUCAACUGUUCACUGACCCGAGGCUCGUCUCAUCUUAGUACCAUACCGCGUAGCCUGGUCUUGAACAAAAGUGCGAAACUACCUCGGAUACACAGCAAAUAAUUACACAGGAACAUCCCCAACUGGAAGCAUUCAACGAACUAAGCCAAAUAGACUCUGUUGAUUGAGUUUAGGUGGCGCGUGCAAGAGCAAACUUAUUCCACCGUUUAUUAAAGUUCCGUUCAAAGUUGGUUCUUAAUUGUGCAAAGCUCUAGGAAUGCUCAUUGUAUAAGCAACACCAUAAUUAGAGAUAAAUCAGAGUCUGUGAGCUUCGAGACUAUAAAACUACCACUUUCACAAUUCAAAAAUAAAAAAAAAGUUGUUCUGUUUUUUUUCUGUUACUGAUCAGAGAGAAAGUAAAUCAUCCCAGCCGUUGUUUCACUCCGGAGUAUUUUUUAUGUGGGAGCAUCAGAAACCCAUGUGAUUCCAGCUCUGGAAAGUUACAUGCUGUCUUUUAAAAUUUUAACAUGGCAGAGAAGAGUCGGUGGUGCUCGGUGUGGAUCGGAUCAGAAACGGGGAUUUUGAAAGGUGUAAAUGUGGCCAAGAAACAGGCAUUUAACUUCAGUGACUUCUCUACACUGACCCGUGAACAGGAGGUUUCUGCUAUGUGUUGGGGUGACGACCUGGAGUCUGAGGUACUGGUUGGCUGUGUAAAUGGGACAGUGAAGACAUUCAGCGUGGAGAAGGGAAAGUUUACAGAGUUUAGAGACUGUUCCGGGGGAGAAGGACCUUUUAGAGGUUUAGCAGUACACAACAGUUCACUCAUUACCUGCGUGGAAUCAGGAGUUCUCAAGGUUUGGAAAGAAGGAUGUCCAGACACAGUUGAAGUAAAUGUGGGACGUGAUGUGUAUAAAAUGAGACAGAGCACUUCAGAGGGCCAUAAGGUUGCUAUCGGAGGCAAGGAAAAUGACUUAAAAAUCUGGGAUCUGCAAAGACCUGAGGAACCAGUUUUUAAAGCCAAAAAUGUUGCUAAUGAUUGGCUGGAUUUGCGUGUGCCUGUGUGGAUUCGAGACUUGCAGUUUUUACCAGAAUCUGACAAAGUGGUCACAUGCACAGCAUACCACCAGGUUCGGUUAUAUGAUCCAUCAUUACCACAGAGACGCCCAGUGUUGGAAACAUCCUUUGAAGAGUAUCCCCUCACUGCCUUGUCUCUGACCUCUGAUGCUAAUUCAGUAGUUGUUGGAAACACUCAAGGACAAGUAGCAGUAAUUGACCUUCGACAAGGUCGAUUAUUGCGCUGCCUCAAGGGCUUUGCUGGUAGUGUGCGAGCUCUCCAGUGUCAUCGUUCUUUACCUUUAGUGGCAUCCUGUGGACUUGACCGAUUCUUGCGAAUCCAUAACCUGGAGGACAAGCACCUUUUGCACAAGGUUUACUUGAAGUCCAGACUGAACUGCCUGCUCUUGACAAGUAGAGAAAAUAUUCAAGAGCAGGAAGAGAAAGUUCAAGAGUCACAAGAAGAAGUGAAAGAUGAUGACAUCUGGGCAGCAAUGCCCACAGUGACUGAUGAAGUAUCUACAAAAAGGAAAAUAAAAAAAACUGAAACAUUAAGUACAGUGACAAAAGACAAAUCAUCCUUAACUAAAAAGAAAAGGAAAUCAGUAACCUGAAUGUGAGAUGUUCAUUAACCAUGUUAUUUUGUAAACUGUGCUUUUUUUUCCUUUAACAUCAGUGAUGCUUUCUGCAAACUAAGCCAUCUGUGAUAUUCCUUUUUACAAAACUGUUGCAACAUGGCUAAGGAUUGAAUUGUAUUUGGGAUAUUAUCAAUUAUGUAACAUAAAUUAUCUAAGAUUUCCACAUCAAUUUUUGGAUAUCAUUACUGAACAGAAGAAUUUUGUUGGCUUGUUCAGGAUAAACUUCCUCUGAAGUGGGAAUGCUACUAGAAAUGUAUAAAGAACUGCUGAUGCUUGCAGGGUACUUUUUGAGAACUGCAUAUCUGAUUAGAACUCUGAAUUUUAUGUGACAUGAGUUUCAACUGGCACAAAAUUAAACCUAUAUUAUAAUGA